Messenger RNA from Aureobasidium melanogenum CBS 110374, 1002 nucleotides. RefSeq lists its product as uncharacterized. The transcript has a single exon. Bases 1 to 1002 code for a protein of 333 amino acids. NCBI's taxonomy places the organism in Eukaryota, Fungi, Ascomycota, Dothideomycetes, Dothideales, Saccotheciaceae. The record is from RefSeq and is a predicted model, not a curated record.
AUGACAGGCACAAGCCUGUUCACGCGCCCAAACGGGACUACAAAGCGGCCCUCGAAGCUUCGUAUCUCUUUCUCUCCAAACAACCACCUAGCAAACAUACCUCCCCACCUCCCGAAACAAUCAAACCAACCCUUCACGAUGAAAUACACCUACAACAUCUACCAAUGGUGCAUCUACACCUGCUGCCCAACCCAAAUCUUCCUCGACAUGGACUCCGAAGCCCUUGAACGCCACUCCACCUACUUCCGCUGGCUACUUUCCUUCUACAACACUCCUUGGUAUUACCGCAGUCCCGCAAAACGAACUAAAGACAUUCAUCUCUGUCCCUUGCACCAUUGGAUGCAACCGAAUGCACUCAGAUAUGUGCUUUGCGCUAUCAACAAGGCCAAAAAUGGCAAGAAGAUCUUCUUGGAUUUGCCUGGAAACUUUGUCAUGGCGGUAGAGGUGUAUCAGGUGCUGCUGUUUUUGCAGGUCGAGGAGUGUAUUGGACCGUUGCAUGGGCAUAUCAGGCAGGUUAUCAGGGACAGACCACUUGAGGCCAGAGAGCUUGAGGCUGUCUGGUGGUGCCUUCGCAAUCUUGCUCCGAGAGUCUACGAGUUUGCUCUCAGUACUCGAUACGAGCGCGAAAGACAAGUUUGGUUGCUGGGACCAGAUUUCGAAGAUCCAGAGCACAACAACCAGGGCAUGAGAAUCGUCGAAGAGACAGAAUCGUCAGGGGAGGAGACACUCGUCGAGAUGGACACAGAUAAAGACACGGAGACAAUCUUCGACGACACCAACACUGCCUCGAACAAAAACGGCUAUACUGCAGAAGACGAAGCAACCGAUCGAAAAGACGAAUCAUUCAACGAAGAAGAUGAAGCAUCCGAACAACAAGAUGAGCAAGUCACCUCAUACAUUACCCACCGCCGUCACAGCUUACCUACACCAUACUUCAAACCCAUGUACGAUAUUAGCACAAGCGACUUCUGCGAAUGCGCAGACGAAGAACCCGAACACUGA